Archocentrus centrarchus (flier cichlid) is the source of this 1440-nucleotide messenger RNA. Its product is annotated as leukocyte cell-derived chemotaxin 1. The transcript is spliced from 7 exons. The record is from RefSeq and is a predicted model, not a curated record. Gene Ontology annotation, biological process: negative regulation of endothelial cell proliferation; negative regulation of angiogenesis. Lineage: Eukaryota; Metazoa; Chordata; Actinopteri; Cichliformes; Cichlidae. Bases 99 to 1058 code for a protein of 319 amino acids.
CCAUCCUCCCCCUCCUCUGAAAGAGAGAGAGAGAGGGAGAGGGAGACAGGGAGAGAGAGGGAGAGGACUGAGGGCUCCUCAGGUGUUUGGCUGCAGUUAUGGCUGAGAGCUCAGAGAAAGUACCGAUUGCCUCGGCGGGACCAGAGGACCUGCAUCAGUUCAUGCCUCCGGCCUACUCCGCAGUGGCGGUCAAACCCGCCGCCACCGGCCGCCUCCUGAAGGCCGGGGUCGCGGUGCUCAUAGCCGGAGCCCUCUUGCUUCUGCUGGGAGCCGUAGGAGCUUUCUACUUCUGGAACAACAAUGAAAAACACGUCUACAAUGUGCACUACAGUAUGAGCAUCAACGGCAAAGUGGAGGAAGGUUCAAUGGAGAUCGAUACAGCCAAUAACAUGGAGAGAUUCAGCACCGGCAGCGGGGCGGACGAGGCUGUGGAGGUCCAUGACUUUGAGAUUGGGAUCACAGGGAUCCGGUUUUCAGGAGGAGAGAAGUGCUACAUCAAGACACAGGUGAAAGCUCAUCUGCCAGAUGUGGAGGCUCUGAACAAGGACUCGGUGACAUUUGAGCUGGAGGACGAGGUGAUGCCGGCCAAGUUUGACGAUGAUUUGAUCUGGGUGGCGACUGACACGCCCCUGUCGGACUCCGGCUUCCUCAGCAACAAGAUCAAGGACUUGUGUGGUGACCUGCCAAUCUUCUGGCUCCGUCCCACCUACUCAAGUAGCGGCCAGAGGAAGAGGAGGGCUGCCCCCCGUCAGCGCCGCCAGGCAGCCGGAGCCGGGGGCGAGGAGGAAGAGGAGGACGUGGAGGCAGAGUUCAACCCAGAGAACCCCUAUCAGAGAGGCCUCGAGGGCGAGCAGGACACCAUGAACAUCGACCCCAUGCUGGACCACCAGGGUGUGUGCUGCGCUGAGUGCCGCCGCAGCUAUACCCACUGCCAGAGGAUCUGUGAGCCUUUGGAAGGCUACCACCCGUGGCCAUACCACUACAGAGGUUGCAGGGUGGCCUGUAGAAUUAUUAUGCCCUGCAAAUGGUGGGUGGCACGCAUCAUGGGUCUGGUGUGAGCCUCCCUGCCCACGUGAGAGAUGGUAGAGUGCAGGAGGGAUGGAAGGAAGGGAGGAGGGAGGGAGGGAGGGAUGGGGGAGGGGAGACGAAGGAUAAAGUUUAGAAAAGGGAGAUGGUGGUUUCUUAUCCUCAUCUACUUCUCUCACCAAGUAACUGUGACCACACAUGAUCAGUGCAUGGUAAAGAUUCUAGGACAGUAAUGAUGUCACACGUAAAGGUACGCAGAGCUGGUCUUAUUAAAAAAAAAAAAAUACUAAAAUGAUGUGCAGCUCCACGCCAUGACUGAUGUAAAAUGACACCCAUUUAGGAAAAGCAGGUGAGCUUGUAUUUAUAGAGCUGAUAAGUAGUAUAUUUCUUUCUGUAAAUAAACGUAUACUUCAA